Molecule: messenger RNA, 726 nt
Organism: Labeo rohita (rohu)
Lineage: Eukaryota; Metazoa; Chordata; Actinopteri; Cypriniformes; Cyprinidae
Exons: 3
Coding region: 1-726 (241 amino acids)
Source: RefSeq, a predicted model, not a curated record
AUGGUCAAAGGCAGGCAGGGUCGGGCAACAGCAGACAGGAACACAGACAGCAAGAAGAAGAGUAAGACUAAAACAGGCGGGGGUCAGUCCAGCGGCGAACGUUAUCCGACAGGGGCUAGGCAGAAGAGUGGUCAGAUGAGCGAGGGUUCAAAACGAGACAACGGGAAAACUAGACACGGGGGGAAACUAGGAGAUACGCUUAGUACGAAUAGCGGCUUCCAGACGCUACAAACGAACCAUAGUCCAGGGGAGCGGUGGGGCGGGGGUGAGACAGGGCAAGGGCUGGAGGGCCAGGUCCCUGUGGAGGACCCGGUGAUUGAGGCAGGACCGGCAGGGCAGGAGCCCUCCAGGGCGGAGCCGGAGGCGGAGCAGGCAGUGCAAGAACCCUCCAGGGCGGAGCCGGUGGAGCCCUCCAGGGCGAAGCCGGAGGCGGAACAGGCGGCGCUAGAACCCUCCAGGGCGGAGCCGGAGGCAGAACAGGCGGUGCUAGAGCCCUCCAGGGCGGAGCCGGAGGCAGAACAGACGGCGCUACAGCCCUCCAGGUCGGAGCCGGAGGCAGAGCCAGCGACACUAGAGCCCCCAAGGGCGGAGCCGGAGGCGCAACAGCCCUCCCAGGCGGAACAGGAGGCGGAGCAGGAGGCGCCGCAGCCCUGCGGGGCGGAACAGGAAUCUGCAUCACGCUCUGGGACCUGGGGAGAGCAGGGACAGAGGAGGCAGACAGAAUAG